CGACUACGUUCAGCUUACUAAGUCGGCCCCCACUGGUCCUCUAUAUUUGCGACUUCCAAUAUAUCCUUUUCUUCUCUUUCCUUUCUGCUUACUGAUUACUUCACAAACACACUGAUAUAGUUGUGAUUGUUAAGUAAAAGCCGUGUUAGUAUUAGAUCUGUGCACCACAUUUUCCCACAAAAAUAAACCCUACACUGUAAGCAUUUCACCUCUUCUUUUUUCGUUAUGAAACAAGUCUGAUCCGAGUGACUGAAGAUGGCAGAAGUGGAUGCUCAAAAUCCUCUUCGCGGAGAAACAAGUUGUAGUUUUCUACUACAACAGUUGCAGCAAAUAUGGGAUGAGGUUGGUGAAACUGAUGAUGAUCGAGAUAAGAUGCUUCUUCAGAUAGACCAAGAGUGCUUGGAUGUCUACAAGAGAAAGGUUGAUCAAGCAGUGAAGUCACGGGCUCACCUUCUUCAGGCUUUGGCAGAUGCCAAAGUUGAAUUCUCCAGGCUGCUAUCCGCCCUUGGAGAGAAAACAUAUGAUGGAAUUCCUGAGAAGACUUCAGGCUCAAUUAAGGAACAACUUGCAGCUAUAGCACCAGCGCUGGAAAAACUGUGGAAACAGAAAGACGAUAGGGUAAAAGAGUUCUUGGAUGUACAAUCACAAAUUGAGAAGAUUAGCAGUGAGAUAGCAGGGACUAGUGAGCAAGUAGAGAGUCCGAAAGUAGACGAGUCUGAUUUAUCUCUUAAAAAACUGGAUGAGUUUCAUGGACAGCUUCAAGAUCUUCAAAAAGAAAAGAGUGAGAGACUGCACAAAGUCCUUGAAUUCGUGAGCACAAUACACGACCUAUGUGCUGUUCUAGGCAUUGACUUCUUUAGUACUGUCACUGAAGUUCACCCAAGCCUGAAUGAUUCUACUGGUGUACAGUCAGAAAGUAUAACCAAUGACACACUAUCAAGUCUGGCUAGAACAGUCUUAGCAUUAAAGGAAGAUAAGAAGCAAAGAUUGCAGAAGCUCCAAGAACUUGCAACUCAGCUGAUAGAUUUAUGGAAUUUGAUGGAUACAACCGAAGAAGAACGAAGGUUGUUUGACCAUGUCACAUGCAACAUAUCGGCUUCAGUUGAUGAAGUGUCUGCUCCUGGGGCUCUUGCUCUUGAUCUGAUUGAACAGUUUUGA
Molecule: messenger RNA, 1158 nt
Organism: Lycium ferocissimum
Lineage: Eukaryota; Viridiplantae; Streptophyta; Magnoliopsida; Solanales; Solanaceae
Product: 65-kDa microtubule-associated protein 1-like
Exons: 7
Coding region: 256-1158 (300 amino acids)
Biological process (GO): microtubule cytoskeleton organization; cytokinesis by cell plate formation
Cellular component (GO): cytoplasm; spindle
Molecular function (GO): microtubule binding
Source: RefSeq, a predicted model, not a curated record